CCCAGUCUGCUCUCAGUGACCUGACGCGCUCCCCGCUCCACGAAGGGGAAACGCUAUCCCUGCCACGAAGCCUUGCAGUGAAAUCCUGAUGCUCUUCAUCCUGAGCAGUCUGACCAGAGCGGACAUGGAGCUUUUUGGGACAACGUCAGCUUUUAUGUUUGUGCUGCACCUGCUUUCUGUCGGCGGUGUAGUCAAUCCCAAAACAACAGUGUCCUGGUGCGUCGUAUCCGAUGCGGAGGAGCAGAAGUGCGCCGACCUGGCUGGGAACGCCACGGCUCGGAAUAUCCGAGGCACUUUGCAAUGCGUGCGAGGCCUGAACGCCAGAGACUGCAUGGAGAAAAUUCAAAAUGGGAGCGCAGACGCAGCCUCCAUGUUUGCAGAUGACAUUUACGCCGCCGGCCUGUGUUACGGCCUGGAGGUGGCUGCCGGGGAGUCCCUCAAUGGAGUGGACGGCGUGAGCUACUACGUGGUGGCGUUGGCUCGCCGCUCGUCGUCCGACUUGUCCCUGCUGGAGAUGCACGAACGCAGCUCGUGCCACCCGGGCAUUCGCACCACGGUGGGCUGGACCGUGCCCGUCGGCUACCUGCUCAACACCUCGCAAAUCAGCCCGGGUCACCAGUGCAACUUCCCUCGUGCUGUGGGAAACUUGUUCGGCUAUAGUUGCGUGCCCGGCAUCAAAGACCCCCAACACGACCCCCGAGGCAACAACCCAAAGAACCUGUGCGAGGCCUGCAUCGGCGACGACAACGACCGACACAUUUGCGCCAGCAAUCCCCGAGAGAGGCACUACGGCGAGGCGGGGGCCCUGAGGUGCGUGGCUGAGAACCUCGGCGACGUAGCGUUUGUCAAACACAACACCGUUUUUGACAAUUUGGAUGGCAAGAACCAGGACUCGUGGGCCCUGGACGUGGAGGCCGAGGACCUAAAGCUGCUCUGCCCAGACGGCACCGAGGCCGACCUAGACGACUACCGGCACUGCCACCUGGCUGCCGUGCCCGGCAACGGCGUGGUGGUGCGUCAGAUGGACAAGUGCCGCGUUUGGAAGUUCUUGGAACGACUGCAGAACUCGUUUGGUAACUCUUCGGCCGGCUUGAGCAUGUUCAGUUCUUCUGGCUACUCCGACUCCGACGUGCUGUUCACUGACUCCACCCGGCUCCUGCUGAGGGUCCUGGGGGGCUUCACAUCCUGGCUGGGCCCCUCCUACACCAGCGCCCUGCAAGCGUUUGAGUGCGAAGGGUUUUGUUGACAAAAAGUGGCGGCCAUCUUUCUUCCUCUUCUCCCUCCUGACAUCCAAUUACGCCUUCAGUUUCCUUGUGUUGUUUCCACAGUUGUCAAAAGGCGACAACAAUACAAACCUGAUACAUUUGAUAAAUAAAAAUUCUUUUUUUUAAAAGG
Syngnathus acus (greater pipefish) is the source of this 1395-nucleotide messenger RNA. Its product is annotated as otolith matrix protein. Lineage: Eukaryota; Metazoa; Chordata; Actinopteri; Syngnathiformes; Syngnathidae. Gene Ontology annotation, cellular component: early endosome; plasma membrane; recycling endosome. The transcript has 10 exons. Bases 89 to 1246 code for a protein of 385 amino acids. Gene Ontology annotation, biological process: iron ion transport. The record is from RefSeq and is a predicted model, not a curated record.